AGGGAAAGGCACCCUGUCCCGUGCUCCACAUCUGGGCCUGCCGCUGCCGGACCAUGGGAUGUCGGCAAAGCUCAGAGGAGAAAGAGGCGGCACGGCGGUCCCGGAGAAUCGACCGCCACCUGCGCUCAGAGAGCCAGCGGCAGCGCCGCGAGAUCAAGCUGCUCCUGCUGGGCACCAGCAACUCGGGCAAGAGCACCAUUGUCAAGCAGAUGAAGAUCAUCCACAGUGGCGGCUUCAACCUGGAGGCCUGCAAGGAGUACAAGCCCCUCAUCAUCUACAACGCCAUCGACUCGCUGACACGCAUCAUCAGGGCCCUGGCCGCCCUCAGGAUCGACUUCCACAACCCCGACCGCGCCUACGAUGCCGUGCAGCUUUUCGCACUGACCGGCCCCGCAGAGAGCAAGGGCGAGAUCACGCCAGAGCUGUUGGGUGUCAUGCGGCGGCUGUGGGCUGACGCCGGGGCCCAGGCCUGCUUCAGCCGCUCCAGUGAGUACCACCUGGAGGACAAUGCGGCGUACUACCUGAACGACCUGGAGCGCAUCGCAGCGCCCGACUACAUCCCCACUGUGGAGGACAUACUACGCUCCCGGGACAUGACCACGGGCAUCGUGGAGAACAAGUUCACCUUCAAGGAGCUCACCUUCAAGAUGGUGGAUGUGGGUGGGCAGAGGUCGGAGCGCAAAAAGUGGAUCCACUGCUUUGAGGGCGUCACAGCCAUCAUCUUCUGUGUGGAGCUCAGUGGCUACGAUCUGAAGCUCUACGAGGAUAACCAGACGAGUCGAAUGGCAGAGAGCCUACGGCUUUUCGACUCCAUCUGCAACAACAACUGGUUCAUCAACACCUCUCUUAUCCUCUUCCUGAACAAGAAGGACCUGCUGGCGGAGAAAAUCCGGCGCAUCCCGCUCACCAUCUGCUUCCCCGAGUACAAGGGCCAGAACACGUACGAGGAGGCCGCCGUCUACAUCCAGCGGCAGUUCGAGGACCUGAACCGCAACAAGGAGACCAAGGAGAUCUACUCCCACUUCACCUGCGCCACGGACACCAGCAACAUCCAGUUUGUCUUUGACGCGGUGACAGACGUCAUCAUACAGAACAAUCUCAAGUACAUUGGCCUUUGCUGAGGAACCCGGCCCACUCACCUGAGGUGAAACCCAUGGGGUGUCACGCCCCGACUCAUGCUAGAGAAGCCGAAACCCAGGGCAGGAAACGGGGGCCUGAGGAUGCCCCCUGCCCCUUGGCCUCCACCUCCUUGGCCCCAUGUUUCUGCAAACAUUAACAUAUACAGAUAGAUUGCUAGGUAGGUAGACACACAUGCACAUGCACACUUGUCUGGAGAUGACACAGUCCUCUGACGCGCCACGGUCUCUGGGAGAUGUGAGAAGCUGUCACAAGGUCACUACGAGCCCAUCCUGCCCCUCCACUU
Otolemur garnettii (small-eared galago) is the source of this 1423-nucleotide messenger RNA. RefSeq names its product G protein subunit alpha z (gene GNAZ). Gene Ontology annotation, biological process: adenylate cyclase-modulating G protein-coupled receptor signaling pathway. The record is from RefSeq and is a predicted model, not a curated record. The transcript has 2 exons. NCBI's taxonomy places the organism in Eukaryota, Metazoa, Chordata, Mammalia, Primates, Galagidae. Gene Ontology annotation, cellular component: heterotrimeric G-protein complex. Bases 54 to 1121 code for a protein of 355 amino acids. Gene Ontology annotation, molecular function: G protein-coupled receptor binding; G-protein beta/gamma-subunit complex binding; GTPase activity.